GUUGUUAACCCUAGCUGUAGGCAGGCCCAGGUCGCACGCAGACGAGCCGCCGCCGGCGCAAACUCUGUCUCCGGGGAGUGGAGCGGCGGCGCAGCGGGUGGAGCGUCAUCUUCUUGCGGCGGCGACUUCGUUCGGUGCUUGCGGCCGCCAGACCUGACCAGGUUUGCCCCUCAGCUACCGCAAACUCUCAUUCCGGGGAGAAGCGGCGUCGGCGUCGCCGUCGGCGGCACAGCAACUGUUGAGCGGCGGCAAUCCCAGAUUUUCGGUGACCUCGUUGCAGGUUCGUCAUGUCGUCGUUCGCCGGCGUAACUGUCCUCGACGGACACAACCAGUGCCAUUGCGAAAUGUCGGGCAUCUACGCCAGCGCCGGUGUGGACGCCGGGUACCACCUGCUCAUUGUCAAGGGCUACUCGCGUACCAAAGAGUUCUUCCCCACCGGCGAGAACAUCACCUCCGGUCAUUUUGUAGUAGGAGGCCACGAUUGGUUACUCGAGUACUACCCCAACGGCUUGGACCCGAGCUGCGCCGACUACAUUUCUGUGUAUCUAACCCUUCUCUAUGACUCCGAUGUCGAUGAGGAGGACGUGGAGGUCAAGUUCAGUUUCAGUCUCAUCAACCAGGUUGAGAAGCAGAUGCCAAUGUACAUUCGUGGAACUAAAACUUACAGCUUCUCCAGCAGCGUUCCAAUGUGGGGCAUCAGCAAGUUUGUGAGAAGAGAUGCCCUUGAGCAGUCCCCGGAUCUGAUAUCUGAUUGUUUUACCAUCCGGUGCGACAUCAUGGUUUGCAAGGACCCCAAAACUAAGGAUGAUGCCGGUGGCACCCUGCCUGACAUUCACCAGCAUUUCAGCAAUCUCCUUGAUGAUAAGUUGGGUGCUGAUGUGGCAUUUGAGGUCGGCGGUGAGACGUUCGCCGCACACCGCUGCGUGCUCGCAGCCCGAUCCACAGUGUUCAGGGCACAACUCUUUGGCCCCAUGAAGGAGGGCACUGCCACGUCCAGCAUCAUACAGAUCAAGGACAUGGAAGCAAAAGUGUUCAGGGCUUUGCUUAGCUUCGUCUACACAGACUCAUUCCCUGAGAUGUACAAGGACAUCAUGGAGGAAAAUCACAUGAUAGAUUUUGAGGAGCAAGAACAAGCAGAUGAAGCUGUAGAUGAUGAAAUGUCAGAAGCUGUGGAACCAGGACAAGAAGAGCAUGAAAUUUGGCUGCAAGACUUGUUGGUAGCGGCAGACCGAUAUGAUCUCCAGCGGCUCAAGUUCAUAUGUGAAAAGCGGUUAUCUGAGUGCAUAGGUGUGAACUCGGUGGCAGCCACCCUUGCUCUAGCUGAGAAGCACCACUGCCACGGAUUGAAGGAGGCGUGCUUGGAGUUUAUCCAAGUCCAGUCUCCCUCACGUUUGAAGAGAGUAAUGGCAACAAGUGGCUGGGAGCAUAUAAUCACAACGUAUCCCUCUGUUCUGAACGAGUUCAUUGCCAAGCUUAUUGCUUCAAGACGGAAGUAACGCUCACUCGGCAUAUAUAUGGGGAAGCAAAGCAAUGGAGAGAUGCAUGCACUAAUGCCCGCUGGAGAUGCUGCGACGAGAUAUGAUCACUCCUGGUCGUGGGGCAGGGGUGUAAGGGUAGUGCCAAACACCAGCUGGUUGGGAAGAAUUGCUUGGGGGUGCUUGGCCUGAAUGACGCCGAGGGCGCCCUGUGCCUCAAGGCCAAACACCAGUUGGUUCUGAAGGCCAAAUACCAGCUAGUUCUGAAGGCCACAUACCAACUGGAAAAUGUACUGGAAAAUGCUUCUAGUACUCUUAUCUGUGUCUUGUUCUGGAAAAGAAUUAUAGUUCUUGGUGAAAGUUUUUUUCACCACGUGUGUUAAUUUCACUUGAAAUGCUAUAUGUAUGUAUGUAUGUAUGUACUGACCCACUCAGGUGUUAAAACCAUUCUUUUCUU
Messenger RNA from Triticum aestivum (bread wheat), 1932 nucleotides. RefSeq names its product BTB/POZ and MATH domain-containing protein 3. The record is from RefSeq and is a predicted model, not a curated record. Gene Ontology annotation, molecular function: protein binding. NCBI's taxonomy places the organism in Eukaryota, Viridiplantae, Streptophyta, Magnoliopsida, Poales, Poaceae. The transcript is spliced from 3 exons. Gene Ontology annotation, biological process: protein ubiquitination. The coding region runs from base 288 to 1496 and encodes 402 amino acids.